Molecule: messenger RNA, 1605 nt
Organism: Lingula anatina
Lineage: Eukaryota; Metazoa; Brachiopoda; Lingulata; Lingulida; Lingulidae
Source: RefSeq, a predicted model, not a curated record
ACUAAACUAGCUCAUGCGUGCGACAUCACCGCAGUGGGAUAUGCCCUCAACAGAAAUUUUAAAUGUUUUAUAGGGCUUUUAAACCAAAUUGCUCUGCAGUAAAUGCGAGUUGAAAUGGAUGUUCCUAGGGGAUUUGUUGCGCUAUUCAUAUUUUUGGUGAACUUGCGUCAGCUAAAUUGCAUUUUUAGAGAAGGAAAGAAUUGUUCAGCACAGGCGAUUAUAACUUGUGAUCAAGUAAUCGUGAUCAAAAUAUCCAGAGAAAAAUUGUGCGCAGGCUAUAGCAAACCAACUACAUCAGCAACCGCAACAGCAGCAGCAACGUCAACAGCAGCGCCAACGACAAUUGCUGAGCAAGCGACGUCAGUCAAAGGAGCAGUGAAGGAUAGUAAUUUGGACACAAAAUGGCGUGUGGAUGCUGCGACCCGCCACAGCCUUGUUGCGGCUGCUGGGGAUACAGGACGGGGAGUGUUUUGGCUUCCAUUUGGACCGGGAUAUGGAGCGCCUUGUUAUUAGCAGCGUGCAUAGUGACGAUUGCUUUGUGGCCCACCACAGUGUUACAGGUCCUCUUAGACUGGGUGUUCAUAGCGAUAUGUAUCAUGUUGGUCAUCUCGGCCGUUUGGCUUAUCACAGCUGUCAUCCUUUUGGUUGGAGUAUUGACGAAAGUCUCUUGCCUGUUUUUCCCCUGGCUGUUGAUGACGGUAAUUGCAUGUCUAAUGCAUUUUGUGGUGGUGUUUGCCCUUCUCUAUCCACUAAGCAUCAGUUGGUAUGUUGGCAUCAUUCUGGCAGUGGUGUUUGGUGUAGUUUUAGGCAUAACUAUCCACUCCUAUGUGAUAGUGGUCAGCUACAUGAGAUCUCUGGACACUGGGGAUGAGGACCUCAUGGCCUGGCACACAUGGCCAAGAAAGAAAAAAAAGACGAUAUACACAGAAACCCUCCAACGACCAGCAGACGACAAAGAAUCUAUCUACGCCCCGAGCCACUACUCCUACAACACCGCAGGACCUACCGCCAGAAUGCUCGAGGAGGUCCUGUACCCACCAGUCAACGAUCCACACGCCGUCUACAAUCUCUCAAUAAGACCGAGCCACGUCAUGAGCCCGAGCAAACGAGAUUCUCGCGAAGUUAUCGUGGGGCGGAACGUGGUUGCCGACAGUUCGUCCACGAUGGCUGCAAGCAAAAGAAGCCCCCACCACGACGUGGAUCUCGUCCGAGCGACAAGCACCUCUCAUGUUGCUUUGUACCCCGCUGGGAGUAUUGCAGCGAACCUCGAUCGCGACCAGGAUAGGGAAGUUUUGGUUGCCAGGAGCGUAUACGACGAGCCAUUGAGUGUCCCGCAAACGAGGGUAGUGAGCGGAAUGACCUCGCCGAGUAGCGCCCAUAGCUCGCAAACCAGACAGUCGGCUGAACGUGACGAGGUGUUUUUUCCACCCGGACACGAUCCGCAACAGACACGGUUCUAAAGAGAUAACAUUUGUUUGUUGAUUUUUGGGGUGAUUGUAUCUAUUGAGGUGUUUUUUUCGGGACUUGUUAGGGGAUUCUUUGCUCCAAUCGGAAGUUAGAACCGUAGCUUUGUCAGGUCACUGGAACUGAAAAAAAAAAAAAAAA